This is a messenger RNA of Onthophagus taurus, 1396 nucleotides long. RefSeq lists its product as uncharacterized. The record is from RefSeq and is a predicted model, not a curated record. NCBI's taxonomy places the organism in Eukaryota, Metazoa, Arthropoda, Insecta, Coleoptera, Scarabaeidae.
GAUUCAGUGGGGAUAGUGUGCAGCAACCAACGUCUGGUUCGAAUCUGGAUGUAGAUCGACUCACAGCAGUCGGUUCCAAUCAGUGCUUGAAAACGCGUUGACUGAAGCGGUUUUCUUUUACUAUACUCACAGUCAGGUGUCUCAGCGAUCCUUUUUUUAACUUCUUCGAGUGUCUCUUUGAAGUUUUGCGGCCCGACAUUUAGAAAACCACAAGAUUCUUUAGAACGACACAAAAGGAGAAGUAAAAAAUGUUAUAUCAACAAUAAUUUUUUAAAGUUUUUGGUUUGAAGAAAAACAAUUUAAAAUGAAAACCUUAAUAGUAUUAACCGUCUUAACAGUUAUCGUUAGUGCCGAUUUUUAUAAGAACCAACGAAGACAAAAACAACCAACGAGUUUCUUAUGUCCUCCAAAUUUUGUGAGAACAAAACAUAACAAAUGUUACUAUUUUAGUAGAAACGCCGAAAGUUUCGACCAAGCUUAUUGGUCUUGCGUCUCCAAACAGAGUACUUUAGCUGUCAUUAGAGGGAAGAAUCAAGAUAAAACAUUGAGAAGAUUGUUAAACAAAAACAAAAUCCAACAUGUUGAGCGUUGGAUUGGUGCACGAUACAAUUGGGAAAAAAAGAAAUGGCAAUGGGCAGAAUCAGGAAAAUUAUUAAAUUACACCGGUUUUGAGAAUACACCCCAAGACACAAACGCUUGGCAAUGUAUUAUUUUAGAUCCAAAAUAUUAUUAUCGAUGGAAUUCUAAAAGUUGUCUUGAAAAAAAACAUUUCAUUUGUCAAACGCGUUUAAAGAAAACCAACAUUUUAACGAAUUACGAAAAUUCAAACUCAACAAAAUACGAUAAAAGCUUAAACGAAGUUAUACCAGAAGUUGCCCAUAACGAUAUUCCAACAAAUUUCGAAUUAAACGACAAAUUUAAGAAUACCGAUUUCAUUGGGAAAACAUCAUCGGCUUAUUCCCCUAAACCAAGAAAAAAUAAAGGGUUACGAAGGAAAGGGAAAGGAAGAAAGAGGAAAAAUAAGAAAGAAAAUAAAGAUUUAAGUAGAGAUAAUGAAACGCAACAAGAUGCCCCAAUUCCUAAAGAAGGUAAAAUGGGGAAAGCCAUUAAAUAUGUGACUUAUCACGGAGAAGCAGUUGGCCCUUUACAUCCGAGGAUAAUAAUCGAAGAUUUUGAUUUUUUAAAAAAUGAAACUUCAGCACAAAAUUAAAUAUACGCAAAAAUUAAUCCAAAAAGUAUAUUCAAUAAAAAAAAUUAUAGACUAUUUUUUUAUUGAUUAUAUAUUUAUCAGUAUAAGAGUCGGUGUCGCCUCGUUUUGUGAUGAUAAUGUUCAAAUUAAUUAAUUUGCAUAAAUGUGUUCUUGUGACUUAAAAAGAAAAUAAGUUAAAAAAAAUGU